CAUUCCAAUCGAUAUCAUUUUGUGGGUUCAACCGAUCGGCAACGCACCUUUCUCUUCUUUCUUCGCCAAAAUCAUGUUCAAAUUGUGCAGCGUUUUUGUGACACUGCUCCUAGUACAGACAGCCUGGUGUUCUACGUCUCACGAUAAAAAUAUUAGAGCUCUUCAACAAGUUCUGGCCAAUUCAGUGACGUACUAUGACCCGAAUACCGGAACUGAGCUAAACGAAGAGAUAAUCGAUUUAAAACUAAAUAAUUCGAUUGUUACAAAGAUAUAUCGACGUUCGCUAUGCCACUGUAAGAAGAACAGUUGUAACUGUUGCGUCGGUAUUCGUUUCGUUGGUUUUAAUGGCCCAGUGUGUAUUAGGAUUAUAAUCAAUACAGACAGUAAAGCUAUCAUAACCGCAAACGGAGACCCAAUAUUAACGCAUCGCUUUAGAACGCAUCCACGCCCGAUAUGUGUUGGUCUUUCCAACCUUAUAAAUAUUUGCGGUCAAUUCGACUUUUAUUAUAUUAAUAACCAUUUGCGAUCUUGUACGAGCAUCGAUCUUCAGUUUCUCUUCCUUCGAUUUUCGGGAUUCCGAUUUCCAUGCGUUCAAAUUGGCAAUGACGGGAUCUCUAUUGCUAGUCUCGGACUGUUACCGAAUCAGAUUAGCACGGAGUCAGAGGAUCAAGUAACCAACCCGGAAAUAUACGACGAAGUAGAUUUCGAACAGCAGGAUCUGGAAGUUCAUGACAAUCAGAUGUCAAUGUUGACUCCCGAGCAAGAGGCACAAAUUGGACAAUUAAAAUUGCGAUCACUAAGAACGAAUUAAUAUCUGCGUAAAAUGACAUAGUUAUUAUUAACUAAAAAGUAGCGGUAAUUUUAUUCGUUAAUUUAAAGAUUAAUUCCUAGUACCUAUUGUUAUUAUUGUUAUACCUAUUGUUAUUAUGUACCUUAUUAUUGUAACGUAAUGUAUAAUAAUGUUGGACCACGUCUCUAUGGUCAUACCUGUUAUCGUUUCUUACUAUUUGUACCGAGACAGUAUAUCGAAUAAAAUGCGAAUAUUUCCAAGUACCCAAAAAUCACCAAACAUCUCAUCAAAGCCUGCUUUAGACUGAAUUUAGAAUUAGCGACAGAACUCAAAGCUAAUUUACGCGUUAGCUGUGUUACAUCAGGUGACUCUUUACGUAACC
Molecule: messenger RNA, 1172 nt
Organism: Bombus impatiens (common eastern bumble bee)
Lineage: Eukaryota; Metazoa; Arthropoda; Insecta; Hymenoptera; Apidae
Exons: 3
Coding region: 74-811 (245 amino acids)
Source: RefSeq, a predicted model, not a curated record